This is a messenger RNA of Rhincodon typus (whale shark), 1474 nucleotides long. Its product is annotated as mitoferrin-1-like. Gene Ontology annotation, biological process: iron import into the mitochondrion. The transcript has 3 exons. The record is from RefSeq and is a predicted model, not a curated record. Lineage: Eukaryota; Metazoa; Chordata; Chondrichthyes; Orectolobiformes; Rhincodontidae. The coding region runs from base 839 to 1144 and encodes 101 amino acids. Gene Ontology annotation, cellular component: mitochondrial membrane. Gene Ontology annotation, molecular function: ferrous iron transmembrane transporter activity.
GGCCAACACCCAAGGAGCAGAUCUGGCUUCAGCGUUACACACCUUGUGAGCCAUGUUUUUUGUUAGUGAGGCAGUGUUAUUGUUAUCCUUGAAAUGUGAAAAGGGGGCUUCAGCCUCUUCCCCCAUUUCUUCAGAUGCUGGAUUAAGGGGACAGUCUUCAAAAUCCCAUUCGGAAGUGUGCAAUGGGCCAAAAGGCCUUCUGCUGUGAAGGACUGGAAGAGAAAUUUCGCCGAGGUAACGAAAUGGUUGUGGGGUUGAAUUUUUUUUAAAAUAAAAAGCAAACUACUUCGGAUACUGGACAUCUGACACAAACACAACAUUACUGGAGAAACUCAGCCGGUCUGGCGACACCUGCGGAGAAAGAGUUAAAGACUGGAGUCCCUUACUACUGUUGGAGAAUUGGUUUUAUUCGUUAAUGGGAAAAGGGUCUUGCAGGCUGAAACAGAAGAUAUGGCCCCAAGCUAUCCCUAGUUGCUCUCCAUAACGUGGCAACGAGCUGCCUUGUGUAAGAUGUUGAAGUGCACCAUUCAUCCAGGGCCAGAAGAACACAAAAGAAAACAGUGCAUGCUGGAGAUGUGAAAGGAACAAUGAACAGAAAUUGCUGGAGAAACUCAGCAGGUCUACCAGCGUCUGUGGAGAUAGACAAAAGGUCUUGUCCAACCAACCUGUUCAGAGAGGUUGUAACACACUUCCACCCACCCGCAGCAGGCAGAACUUAAAAACACAGGCCUACCAAGCUCAGAGAGGUAGGGGCAGUACCAGUCACCUUCUCAGAGACGUUGCCCCUUCUUCAGGAUUCAACAGAACUUUAACUCAACUUCUGUGGACUUCUGAAGAUAUGGAAGUCGGUUGUGUCCGGGCUCAGCCUGCUCUCUCCUCCAGGAUUGACGAGGCGGCGUCGUGUGGACCCCCAUCUCCUGGGACCGGGCCAGGUCCAGGUCCAGGGCCCGGGCCGCUGCAGGACCCCGAGGAUGUGUACGAGACUCUGCCCGCUACCGUGUCGGUCAGCACCCACAUGAUGGCCGGCUCGCUGGCCGGGAUCAUGGAGCACUCCAUCAUGUUCCCCAUUGACUCAGUCAAGAUUUACCAGGGUUCAUUUGACAGCACCUUCCAGACCUGCAGCCUCUACUACAGAGAAGGAUAAUGACAGCAGAUACACGGAAACACUACCUUCCACGUCCUCCUCAAGCCACACGCUGUUUUAGACUGUCACUUGGUCAAAAUCAUGGAACUCUCUCCCUAACGGGAGGAAUGAGGACUGCAGCACUUUGAGAUGGUGGUGUGCUGUCACUUUCUCAAGGGACUGGCCUCCUUACUAUAAAACAAAACAUUUUUAUUAAAAAACGAAAUUGCCUGCUCAAUGAUUUUGAUCGUCACCUGCUUACAGAAAAGAUCCAGUUUUGAGUCCUGUAAGGAUUAUGCCCCAGUUUAAACAUUAAAGAUCUGAUUAUAGAGCUGACCUCGCCCAAACAAA